AUUCUUCACCUCGCUACCUUGCAUGCCAGUCUGCCCGGAUCACUCAUAUCAACAGUCAGAGAUAGCAAAAAUGACCAGCGUAAAAGAGAACGGAGGUUUCAGCAGUCAGUCACACAAUCCCUCAAGAAGGUACCCCAGCAUGACGCCGGCCAAGAGGGACCUACUCAACCCCAUCGACACAAAGGUGGACCCCGUUGACCAGAAGGCCAAGACAAAUGAGAAAGAUCAGAUGGUUGGACUGAAUGAUAAGUUCGUUGCAUUUAUUGACAAAGUGCGCAACCUUGAGCAGGAAAACCAAAGGCUCGAGGCCAAACUGAAGAUUCUCCUGGAGCAAGAGCAAUACAAGGGCAACAUCGAUGACAUCGUAGCCGAGCUGAGCACCAACCUGCGCCGGCAGAUCGACAGUUUGGACCGGGACCAGCAGAAGCUGGCGGCGGAGCUGGACCGCAGUCAGGAUGAAGUGGAUCAGACCCGUAAUAAGUUUGAGGAAGAGCUGCAGAAGAAGAUAGAUGCAGAGAACGACUUUGUGAUCAACAAGAAGGACGUGGAUGAGGGCUACCUACAAAGAGUCGAACUUGAACUGGACCUCGAGGAGCUGAUGAAUGAACUGGAUUUCCUGAAACAGGCUUACAGUGAGGAGAUCAGAGAGCUGGAAUCCAUGAUCGUCAAAGAGAAGAUCCGGCUGAAGGCCAACAAUGGCCCUGACCUAGACCUGGAUGAGAUUGUAGCCUCUGUGAGGAAACAUUAUGAGGACAUAGCGGCCCGUAGUCGGGAGGAUGUGGAGCAGUGGAACCAGAAGAAGAUGGAUACUUUGGUUCUAACGGCUGGGAAGUAUGAGGAUGACCUGCGCGAUGUCAAGAAAGAGAUUGCUGACCUACUGAGGCAGAUCCAACGGCUGAAGCAUGAGCUCGAAGGACUGAAGAAAAAGAAAGAUGCCCUGGAGUUAGAGAUCACCCAGUGUGAGGACCGGAGCCAGGAGAGCAUAGACAAGGGACGCGGCCACAUCGGGGAGUUGGAGGGGGCCCUGCGCAAGGCCAAGCAGGUGAUGGUGCGCCAGGUGCGAGAGUACCAGGAGCUCAUGAACGUCAAGCUGGCGCUGGACAUCGAGAUUGCCACCUACAGGAAGCUCUUGGAAGGAGAGGAGAUGAGGAUGAAUGGAUUUAGGCGUGAACAGUUGGAUUUCUAAAAAGCUACACGCAACACUCUCAGCCCACUGACAAGCCUGAGCCCAAGAAAAGCCUGCUCGUCAAAAUCGAGGUGAAGGACGGCCGGGUGAUCUCGGAAAGCUUCACUGACUGAUUGACGAGACCCCGGUCCCAGUCCCCAUCCACGUGUUGAGGGGGGAAAAAAGAAUCAUUGUCCAUCUCAAUUUUAUCUGUGAACGAGCUGUUGCAAAUGUGUGUUAGUGUAUGCAGUUUACCCCUAAAAAUGUGAGCAUUGAUGGUUUGCGUCUGUUCCCCGUUCCCCCCAAUUCUGACCCUGUCAUGAAAUCAUGAAGAUUUCUUUCAUGAAUGUGUCUGCCUCAUCUGUUUUUGCUUACCAUUACUAUUACAGUUUUUGGAAACAGAUCUGUUUGCAGUCUAAAACAAUAAAUUUACUUUUGUCUUAAACCAGA
Molecule: messenger RNA, 1615 nt
Organism: Alosa alosa (allis shad)
Lineage: Eukaryota; Metazoa; Chordata; Actinopteri; Clupeiformes; Clupeidae
Product: intermediate filament protein ON3-like
Exons: 9
Coding region: 23-1186 (387 amino acids)
Cellular component (GO): keratin filament
Source: RefSeq, a predicted model, not a curated record